Molecule: messenger RNA, 4943 nt
Organism: Aedes aegypti (yellow fever mosquito)
Lineage: Eukaryota; Metazoa; Arthropoda; Insecta; Diptera; Culicidae
Gene: stw
Product: laccase-1
Exons: 9
Coding region: 720-2969 (749 amino acids)
Biological process (GO): iron ion transport
Cellular component (GO): plasma membrane
Molecular function (GO): copper ion binding; oxidoreductase activity
Source: RefSeq, a predicted model, not a curated record
UAGCGAUCGCAUUUUCGAUUGCAAUUUCAGUCUGAGCAUAGCACGGGUCGUGUGUUGAUAUAACCACACGGCGAGCCCCCCCGGUUCUUAAGUUACAUAUCCGAGUCCCUUGAUCCGUAGUAGUCCCAUCCGGUGCGAUCCCGCAGGUAACCGGUUUGUUCCAUCAGAAUCCGAGCCCGGUAAUCCUGCAGCCGGUUGAAAUCUCUGGAGAUAUUCUCGAAUCAGUGAUUGACGGUGACCAAGUGUGAAGUUGCGAAUCUGUAUCAACCUGUGGAUUGGAAAGUCGCGGAACACCUGGCAUUCCUCGUAGCCAACCUUGGCUAGGUCCGUGCGAGUGUGUUUCAUUGCUAAGUGAACCUUCGAAGUGGAAACACCGCAGAGCUGCAGUCGGCUUCGGUUGCCACGCAUGGAUUAGUCCGGAUUCCUUGAAAGGAAUUCAACGAAAAAAAAAAUCACCGAGCCAUUCAAGGGUGCAUCUACAGUGCGUUUGGUGUGUUACGAUCGAUGUGUGUAUGUGAGAACAUCGCACGGCAUUAGCGAGGAUUAACUGAGUGAUUUCGUUUGGUGGCGCAAAACAGGAAAAGAAAUUGUUGGAAGUUGAAAUACAUUCACUGGAUACGAUAGCGAGGAAUAAGUAAAGUGGCCCAGGUUGGCAUUUUCCUGUGAGUGGAAAUACUGCAAAUUCUUCCAAAGUGCUAAUACGAGUUCAAGUGGUUACGAUGGCCAUAGACUGGCGAAAUAGUGUGAACGCGAUAGCACUCGGUGCUAUCGUCAUUGCCCUGGUGGGUGCGUUCCAGACGGAGGCCGUUCGGGUGACGCCGGCACAACCUUCGCCGACUUCCAGACGCGUUACAGAUGAUCAGACACCUGCUUCAUCAUGGUGGUCAUCACAGGUUGCCGAUGCCGUUCCCGCCCCGAAGAACUACUAUCAGGCCACACAUGGUCUGGUGCAGACACAUCCGUCACUGACCAAGAGUGGUCCCCAGGCUCUGCCUCUGACGCAGCCACGAGUGCCAUCCGCUGGAUCCCUAGCCAGUGGGUUCCCAUCGAUUGCCAACGCAAACCCACGAUCGCCGUUCCGCCAUUUGGACUUCAGCAGCAGCGCCACCGCCGAACUGAGACGUAACCCAAGCCUUUCCGCGCCCGAUGAGUGUGCCCGAGCUUGCCGUGAAGGAGAACCUCCAAGGAUUUGCUACUAUCACUUCACCGCCGAAUACUACACCGUUUUGGGAGCGGCCUGUCAAGUAUGUACCCCGAAUGCCACCAACACCGUAUGGAGCCACUGUCAGUGCGUGUUGGCCGAUGGUGUCGAGCGAGGUAUCCUGACCAUCAACCGUAUGAUUCCCGGCCCGAGUAUUCAGGUGUGCGAGAACGACCGAGUUGUGAUCGAUGUCGAGAACCACAUGGAAGGUAUGGAGUUGACCAUUCAUUGGCACGGAAUCUGGCAGCGAGGAACCCAGUACUACGAUGGUGUCCCGUUCGUGACGCAGUGCCCCAUCCAACAAGGAAACACCUUCAGAUACCAAUGGACUGGUAAUGCAGGUACUCACUUCUGGCACGCUCACACCGGUCUCCAGAAGCUGGAUGGUCUGUACGGCAGCAUCGUCGUCCGCCAGCCUCCGUCCCGUGACCCCAACUCCCACCUGUACGACUUCGAUCUGACCACGCACAUUAUGCUGGUAAGCGAUUGGCUCCAUGAAGAUGCCGCCGAACGGUACCCAGGUCGUCUCGCCGUCAACACCGGUCAGGAUCCCGAAUCGCUGCUCAUCAACGGCAAGGGACAGUUCCGUGACCCCAACACCGGUUUCAUGACCAACACUCCUCUCGAAAUCUUUACCAUCACCCCUGGCCGCCGUUAUCGAUUCCGUAUGAUCAACGCCUUUGCCUCUGUUUGCCCAGCCCAAGUCACCAUUGAAGGACACGGCCUCACAGUCAUCGCCACCGACGGAGAACCAGUGCUUCCAGUGCAAGUCAACACCAUCAUUUCAUUCUCAGGCGAACGAUACGACUUUGUCAUCAGUGCCGACCAGCAAGUGGGUGCCUACUGGAUCCAGCUUCGAGGUCUCGGCGAGUGCGGUAUCAAACGGGCCCAGCAGUUGGCCAUCCUCCGAUAUGCCCGCGGUCCAUACCAGCCAGCCUCUCCGCCACCAACUUACGACGUCGGUUUGCCCCAGGGAGUGGUCCUCAAUCCGCUGGAUGCCGUAUGUAACGUACCCCGACCGGACGCGAUCUGCGUCAGUAAUCUGCGAAGUGCCAAAAAGCUCGACAAAGCCGUCCUAACCGAACGACCGGAUGUGAAAAUUUUCCUUCCGUUCCGAUUCUACUUCUACCGAGUGGAAGAGCUAUUCACACCCAAUACCUACAACAAAUUCCUAGUUGCGCCGGGCGGUGAUCACCUGAUUUCGCUGAUUGACGAAAUUUCUUACGUGUCACCGCCAUCGCCAAUGCUGUCCCAAAUCGAGGACAUCCCACCGGAGCAGUUCUGCAACGGUGACAACCGCCCCCCAGACUGCGGCCCGAACUGCAUGUGCACCCACACGGUUGAUAUUCCCCUGAACGCGAUCGUUGAAGUCGUCCUGGUAGAUGAAGUCCAACAAGACAAUCUCAGUCAUCCGUUCCACUUGCACGGUCACUCCUUCAACGUGAUCGGUAUGGGCCGAUCGCCCGAUACCACCGUCAAGAAAAUCAACCUGCGCCAUGCACUCGAUCUGGAUCGCCGCGGUCUGCUGAACCGACAGUUCAACCUACCCCCACUGAAGGAUACGGUGGCAGUGCCCAACAAUGGCUACGUCGUGAUGCGGUUUAGAGCCAACAAUCCAGGCUACUGGCUAUUCCAUUGCCACUUCCAGUUCCACAUUGUAAUCGGCAUGAAUCUGGUCGUCCAUGUCGGAUCCAAGGCCGAUCUUCCCCCAGUGCCACCAAACUUCCCGCGGUGUGGAAACCACAUACCUCCGAUCAGGUUCAACUAGGACCCGAAGUAGUUUUAAGGCAGCGUAUAGAAUAAGUAUUGUAGGGAAACCCAGACGACGAGGAAUUGUCGCUAAGGACGGAAGCGAUACAGCACAUGUAGAGAGACAGACACAACCUGACCGGACGAACGUACAAGAAGAGGAAGAAGAAGCUAGGAGCUAUUAGAUAGUUUGAUCCGAACGAGUUUAGUGAAUUGUGUAAUUUUUGUUGAUACGUAAGCGCUUCGUUAGUUGUAAUUUAGACCAAUUGUAUCGUUAUGCUCAACAGACUGUCUUUAAGUUUAUUUUCGGUUACUGUUUUUUGUAUCUAUAUGAGUUUGCGCUGAUUUUCCCCUCGAAAGACGAUAAUAUAUUAACAAAAUAAUUAUAUAUGUAGGAUAGGUAACUUAAAUCCAGUUAUUUCGUUGACUCUUACGUACUUAUGAAAAGGAGGAUGUUCACCUAGUUCAUGGCUCGAGAAUGGUUUGAGCGCUUCAUUCUUCAUUACCUGAUCAAAAUAUCUCUUUGCUGCAGUUGCCAAGCACAAACUAGUUCCUAGUUGUGAACUUUCCUUUAAAUAAUUUAAUAAUUUGAAAACAACCCAAGUAACCAGGGCUCUGAAGUACCAAUUUAUGCAUAGAAAAACGGUGCAUAUAAAACCUUACAUUACUGUUUAACUACAAUAAAGUUGAUUUGAAGUGAAAAAGGGAUCCAUAAAUGCCGAGCUUAUGUAACAAGCUAUAAUCCUAUGAGCCCUUUCCCAAUUUAAAUUACCUUCAAUUGAAGUAAUACUGUAAUGCUAACUUUAAAUACACCAAUUAUAUGCUUUAUUUGUAGCUUCGGCACCAUGGUUAUCUGGAAAGCUAUUUUGAGUUUCUAAAACUCUUAUUAGACUUCCUUUGCUAAAUGUAUUUAUAGACAUUUGGAACUCUUCUAUGUAAGAAAAGUUUGCGUAUUUGACAGAUGAACAUCCUCUAAUUUAUGUUCAAUAACUUUGCCAGGUAGAUAGUAAAAAGUGUGUUAUUCUGAUCUGCAAACAUUUUGGCGUCGAGCUUCAAAAAUACAUUAAGGUAUGCGCCCAUUUAACUUGAUCCUUUAUUAGGAUGAAAUAUAACCUCUGGGACGACACCCCAGAGACAGUGAAGCAAAGCCAUGAUUAUGAAAUUUAUUAGACUAUUAUACCCUGCAAUGCACAAGCUUCCAAUAUACCGACACCAAGAGCAAUAAAUAGAAAUCAAUGUAUACUCCAACCGAGCAGUAAUAUCAUUGUAGAAAAUGACACCUCGUUUUACGUUAAGCCUAAUAUCUCAUUUUUUAAUUCCCAAAACGUUUCAAAGGCCAAAUUCUCUCGCCGACAUAAUCCAUCAUCUUUAAAUUGCUCAAGCAAUCCAUCAGUUUACAAUACUGCAGUACUUUCCAGUCCCUUUACAUUUUUCGAAAAUUAUCCUCAUCAUCAUCAUUGCCAAGCACCCACCAUCAAAAUAUGUUAGCAUUAAUAUCGUUUUAAGUGCUCGCUUUUACGAUAGAAGAGAAAACAUACUGCGGAGAGAGGCGAUGUAAGUAACGUAUAGGAAAAAGAUGUGUUCUUGUAGAUAUUAAUCGAUGAUACCAAAAGACUCGAGAGACCGACAAACCACAUGGAGUAAUUCCGGUCCAAGACAAAUUUCGGUAGGAUGAAAGUCUUUGAUAUACCCUCGUGUGACACACCCAAAUGGCACACAAAAGCGCACAUAAACACACCCACGUGAGUGUUAUUAAAUUCUCAUAGGUAGACGACUAGAGACCAAACCAAGGGGAAGCAGAAUAAACAACCACAUAGUCAAGUUGAUUAGGAAAAACGAAAAGACAUUGAGACGUUGUUGGUCGUAGAUAGGAUAAUGUUUGCAUACCCGCAACAGUUGGCUCGAUGUAGACCGGGUUAUGAAACUCAAACGAGACGACAAAGGUGCUUCUUGUAGAUGAUUCAAUCACGUGUAGGACGAGGCAUGAUAAAAA